GCGGCGGCGGCGGGAAGCAGCGGCAGGCGGGCGAGCAGCGGCGAAGGCUGCUGCUGGGACCGGGGGAGCCAGCAUGACCAGGCUCUGAAAAUACUUCAUCUGAAAUUUCAGACUGGACAGACUCGCAGUGGCUUCUAAGCCAGUGAGAACAAGGCUGCCAAAGCAUGCUGGUGCCAAGCUGUCGGAUGAUGCACGUAGUCAGGCCAGUGGUGGUGCUCCUGUGCUUGCUGCUCUACGCUGAUGCUGAAACACCACCAAAGUUUACAAGAACUCCUGUUGACCAGACAGGGGUUUCAGGAGGAGUUGCCUCAUUCAUCUGUCAAGCCACAGGAGAUCCAAGACCUAAAAUUGUCUGGAACAAAAAAGGAAAGAAAGUCAGCAAUCAGAGAUUUGAGGUAAUAGAGUUUGAUGAUGGAUCUGGAUCAGUUCUCAGAAUACAGCCACUGCGCACACCCCGAGAUGAAGCUAUUUAUGAAUGUGUGGCUUCCAACAGUGUUGGCGAAAUAAGUGUGUCCACGAGACUCACUGUUUUACGCGAGGAUCAAAUUCCUCGAGGUUUUCCAACCAUUGAUAUGGGCCCACAGCUGAAGGUGGUUGAACGAACUCGUACAGCUACCAUGUUAUGUGCAGCCAGUGGCAAUCCUGAUCCUGAAAUAACUUGGUUCAAAGAUUUCUUACCUGUUGACACAAGCAACAACAAUGGCCGCAUCAAGCAGCUACGCUCAGGUGCCCUCCAAAUUGAACUGAGUGAAGAAUCUGACCAAGGCAAAUAUGAGUGUGUUGCAACCAACAGUGCGGGUACACGCUAUUCUGCCCCUGCCAAUCUAUAUGUCAGAGUUCGACGGGUCCCACCGAGGUUCUCUAUACCCCCAACAAAUCAUGAGAUCAUGCCUGGCGGGAGUGUAAAUAUCACCUGUGUUGCGGUGGGAUCACCAAUGCCAUAUGUUAAAUGGAUGCUAGGAGCAGAAGAUUUGACACCUGAGGAUGAUAUGCCAAUAGGGAGAAACGUCCUUGAGCUUAAUGAUGUCAGACAGUCUGCAAACUAUACUUGUGUUGCUAUGUCUACCCUUGGUGUUAUAGAAGCAAUAGCGCAGAUAACUGUCAAAGCCUUACCCAAACCUCCUGGAACACCUGUGGUGACAGAAAGCACAGCAACUAGCAUAACGUUGACUUGGGAUUCUGGAAACCCUGAGCCAGUUUCGUACUACAUAAUCCAACACAAACCCAAAAACUCAGAGGAGCCAUAUAAAGAAAUUGAUGGGGUGGCCACAACACGUUACAGCGUGGCUGGCCUAAGCCCGUAUUCAGAGUAUGAAUUUCGGGUAGUUGCUGUAAAUAACAUUGGGCGAGGGCCACCCAGUGAGCCUGUGUCAACAAGGACUUCAGAACAAGCACCUUCAAGUGCACCACGCAAUGUACAGGCCCGUAUGCUGAGCUCCACCACCAUUCUGGUACAGUGGGAAGAGCCCGAGGAGCCUAAUGGGCAAAUUCAAGGUUACAGAGUGUAUUACACCAUGGACCCCACUCAACAUGUCAACAGUUGGAUGAAGCACAAUGUGGCUGACAGCCAUAUUACCACUAUUGGGAAUCUGGUACCCCAGAAAACAUACUCUGUGAAGGUUCUUGCUUUUACUUCUGUUGGGGAUGGACCACUUUCUAGUGACAUUCAAGUCAUCACUCAAACAGGAGUGCCUGGUCAACCAUUGAACUUCAAAGCAGAACCUGAGUCUGAAACGAGCAUACUGCUUUCCUGGACACCUCCACGGUCUGAUACCAUUUCCAGCUAUGAACUGGUUUACAAAGAUGGAGAGCAUGGGGAGGAACAACGGGUUUCCACGGAACCUACUACAUCAUACCGUCUGCAAGGCUUAAGGCCAAACAGCCUGUACCUGUUCCGCCUAGCUGCACGGUCUCCUCAAGGCCUGGGUGCCUCAACAGCAGAAAUCUCAGCCAGAACCAUGCAGUCAAAGCCAUCAGCUCCUCCUCAAGACAUUAGUUGCACAAGCCCCAGCUCCACUAGCAUUUUGGUAAGUUGGAAACCUCCACCGGUGGAAAAACAGAAUGGCAUUAUCACUGCAUACUCCAUCAAGUACAUUGGAAUUGAUGGAGAAGAUGUCAAGCCCCAUGAAAUUUUGGGAAUUUCCUCGGACAGUACCCAGUACCUUUUGGAACAGCUGGAAAAGUGGACUGAGUACCGGAUCUCUGUGACUGCUCACACUGAUGUUGGACCUGGCCCAGAGAGCUUAGCAGUAUUGAUUCGGACAGAUGAAGAUGUUCCUAGUGGUCCUCCUCGCAAAGUCGAGGUGGAGGCUGUCAACUCCUCUGCUGUUAAAGUGUCCUGGCGCUCGCCUGUGCCCAAUAAGCAGCACGGUCAGAUUCGAGGGUACCAGGUCCACUACGUGAGGAUGGAGAACGGAGAGCCAAAGGGUCAGCCCAUGCUAAAAGACAUCAUGCUGGCAGAUGCACAGGAAAUGAUAAUUUCUGGGCUCCAGCCUGAAACCACAUACUCUUUCACUGUGACAGCUUAUACAACUAAAGGUGACGGUGCACGCAGCAAACCCAAACUUGUAUCUACUACUGGUGCAGUUCCAGGCAAACCUCGGCUUGUGAUUAGCCACACACAGAUGAACACGGCUCUAAUUCAGUGGCAUCCUCCAGUGGAAACUUUUGGCCCGCUGCAGGGUUAUCGCCUGAAGUUUGGUCGCAAAGACAUGGAUACAUUAACGACCAUGGAGUUCUCAGAGAAGGAAGAUCACUUCACAGCCACAGACAUUCACAAAGGAGCUUCUUAUGUCUUCAGGCUCUCAGCUAGAAAUAAAGUGGGCUUUGGGGAGGAGAUGGUUAAAGAGAUUUCUGUUCCUGAAGAGGUACCCAGUGGAUUUCCCCAAAAUCUCCACUCGGAAAGCUCUACUUCUACUUCAGUUCAAUUAACUUGGCAGAUGCCACUCUUGGCAGAAAGAAAUGGCAUUAUCACCAAAUAUACCAUCUUGUACAGAGAUAUCAAUGUUGCUUACCAGCCAGUUGAACUCCCUGUUGUUCCUGCUGAUACCACUAUGACACUUUCUGGCUUAAAACCAGAUACCACUUAUGAUGUAAAAGUACGUGCCCACACAAGCAAAGGGCCUGGUCCAUAUAGUCCAAGUGUCCAGUUCAGGACACUACCCGUGGAUCAAGUGUUUGCAAAAAAUUUUCAUGUUAAAGCAGUAAUGAAGACUUCAGUUUUGCUGUCCUGGGAAAUUCCAGAAAACUACAAUUCAGCUUUGCCUUUCAAAAUCCUUUAUGAUGACGGGAAAAUGGAGGUUGAUGGACGGGCUACUCAAAAGCUGAUCACAAACUUGAAGCCAGAGACAUCAUAUUCAUUUGUCCUGACAAACAGAGGGAAUAGUGCUGGGGGUCUUCAGCACAGAGUAACUGCAAAGACUGCACCAGACGUGCUUCGCACAAAGCCAGUCUUCAUUGGAAAGACCAACUUAGAUGGCAUGAUAACUGUGGAACUUCCAGAAGUACCCUCAAAUGAGAAUAUAAAAGGCUAUUACAUAGUUAUUGUGCCUUUGAAGAGGUCUCGUGGAAAGUUUAUCAAACCAUGGGAGAGUCCAGAUGAAAUGGAAUUAGAUGAGCUGCUUAAGGAGAUAGCUAGGAAACGCAGAAGCAUUCGUCUUGGGAGGGAAGUUGAAUUAAAGCCAUAUAUUGCAGCUCACUUUGAAGUUCUUCCUACGGAAUUCACAUUGGGGGAUAAGAAGCAUUAUGGUGGAUUUGAGAAUAAGCAACUGCAGAGUGGUCAAGAAUACGUCUUCUUUGUGUUGGCUGUAAUGGAGCACUCAGAAUCUACCAUGUAUGCAACAAGCCCAUAUUCAGAUCCUGUUGUGUCAAUGGAUCUUGAUCCCCAGCCAAUUACAGAUGAGGAAGAAGGCUUGAUUUGGGUUGUUGGACCAGUUCUUGCUGUGGUGUUUAUCAUCUGUAUUGUUAUUGCUAUACUUCUUUAUAAAAGGAAGAGGGCUGAAUCUGAUUCUAGAAAGAGCAGCAUACCCAACAGCAAGGAGGUCCCCUCUCACCAUCCCACAGAUCCAGUGGAGCUGCGACGCCUUAACUUUCAAACUCCGGGUAUGGCCAGUCAUCCCCCGAUACCUAUCUUGGAACUUGCAGAUCACAUUGAAAGAUUGAAAGCAAAUGACAAUUUGAAGUUCUCACAGGAAUAUGAGUCUAUUGAUCCUGGUCAGCAGUUCACAUGGGAACACUCCAACCUGGAAGUAAACAAACCAAAGAAUAGAUAUGCGAAUGUAAUUGCAUACGACCAUUCUCGUGUUCUACUCUCAGCAAUAGAAGGCAUACCGGGCAGCGACUAUAUCAAUGCCAAUUACAUAGAUGGAUACAGGAAGCAGAAUGCUUAUAUUGCAACGCAGGGGGCAUUGCCAGAAACCUUUGGUGACUUCUGGAGAAUGAUGUGGGAGCAACAAGGUGCAACAGUCGUCAUGAUGACGAAACUAGAGGAGAGGUCCAGGGUGAAGUGUGAUCAAUACUGGCCAAGCAGAGGCACAGAAACUUAUGGACUAAUCCAAGUGACCCUUUUAGACACUGUUGAAUUGGCAACAUACUGUGUUCGUACAUUUGCACUUCACAAGAAUGGCUCAAGUGAGAAGAGGGAAGUGAGGCAAUUCCAGUUCACUGCCUGGCCUGACCAUGGUGUCCCAGAACACCCAACACCAUUCUUAGCUUUCCUGCGACGAGUCAAGACUUGCAACCCACCUGAUGCCGGACCUAUGGUUGUGCAUUGCAGUGCUGGAGUCGGCAGGACUGGCUGUUUCAUUGUGAUAGAUGCCAUGUUAGAGAGAAUAAAGCAUGAAAAGACUGUAGAUAUUUAUGGCCACGUAACUCUAAUGAGAGCACAGAGGAAUUACAUGGUUCAAACUGAGGACCAAUACAUCUUUAUCCAUGAUGCACUGCUGGAAGCAGUGACAUGUGGAAAUACCGAAGUGCCAGCCAGAAACCUGUAUGCAUAUAUCCAGAAGCUGACACAGAUAGAAACAGGAGAGAAUGUCACAGGAAUGGAACUGGAAUUUAAGCGUCUUGCUAGCUCUAAGGCUCACACUUCAAGAUUCAUCAGUGCCAAUCUUCCAUGUAAUAAAUUCAAAAAUCGCCUUGUCAAUAUUAUGCCAUAUGAAUCCACAAGGGUAUGCUUGCAGCCUAUCCGAGGAGUAGAAGGCUCUGAUUAUAUUAAUGCCAGUUUCAUUGAUGGAUACAGACAACAAAAGGCUUACAUAGCUACACAGGGUCCUUUAGCUGAAACAACUGAAGACUUCUGGAGAAUGCUCUGGGAGCAUAACUCUACAAUUGUGGUCAUGCUCACUAAGCUACGAGAAAUGGGCAGAGAAAAAUGCCAUCAGUACUGGCCUGCGGAGCGCUCAGCCAGAUAUCAGUAUUUUGUGGUAGAUCCAAUGGCAGAGUACAACAUGCCACAGUAUAUUCUGAGGGAAUUCAAGGUUACAGAUGCAAGGGAUGGUCAGUCCCGAACAGUGAGGCAGUUCCAGUUCACUGACUGGCCAGAACAAGGAGUGCCAAAGUCUGGAGAAGGAUUUAUUGACUUCAUAGGCCAAGUGCAUAAAACAAAAGAGCAAUUUGGUCAGGAUGGACCAAUUUCUGUUCAUUGCAGUGCGGGUGUUGGAAGGACUGGAGUAUUCAUAACCCUGAGCAUUGUGUUAGAAAGAAUGAGAUAUGAAGGUGUGGUAGACAUCUUCCAGACUGUCAAAAUGUUAAGGACACAGCGGCCAGCCAUGGUACAGACAGAGGAUCAAUACCAGUUCUGCUAUCGAGCCGCACUGGAGUAUCUGGGCAGCUUUGAUCACUAUGCAACAUAAAAACCCAUUGUGGAUUUUUAUUGCAGGCCCUUUAAGAUCCAGAGAGCCGCUUCUGAGCCAUACAAUGUGCUUUAGAAGUACUUCUUAACUCUUAGCUAAGGAGCAAUUAUUGGGGAUAUAUAAAAUAAAAAAAUAAUAAAAAAAGAAACAAAUGAACAAAAUAUUGGGGAUAUAUAAAACAAAAAAACCAACAAAAAAAAACCCCACCCAACAAGAAGUAUUCCAUGUGGACCAAGAAUUCACAGUUUAAUAACCUAACCAUAAUAAAAGAAUCCUGACCACUGAGGCGUCUGAAGGAUCUCAUUUACAGAUACCUCAAGGGUUCGACAUUGGUUGAAGUUAAAGGGAAGAGGAAAUUUAAUCAGAAAGAGUGAUCAUCUUAUUCAGGAUUACGCGAUUUUGCGAAGAGGAGUUUUGAGAACUGCAGUUCAGUGCAGGAUGUUUGUUGCAAGGUUGGGUUCUGGCUUCUCAAACAAAGCGGACUCUUUACUUCAACAUCACCGUUUCCCAUCAUACUGCUCAUCAUAACACUUAAGGGAAAAUGUGGGAAUGUUUAAAAAGAAAGUCCUUGAUUUAGUUUUUUAGUAUUGUAAAGAUACUGCUGACCUGUGCUUCAUUUUUAACUGUGUAAACUUUUUCCUUUUUUUAACAAGAGUUUAUCAUUCGAUGAAGUGAAUUAAAGAAAAGGUUGCAUAACUGUUAAUAUUUUUGUUUAAAAAUGUAGAUUUUUUUUUUAAGCUGUAGAACUGUUACCUGUAAUAUUGUGCUGUAGAAAUGUUAGAUACUUUGAAAAUUUGCACAUUUUUGUGCAGUCCUACAGUACCACAGUCUCGUUAGAUAUAAAUUUUGUAGUUUUAUUUGGGUUUUUUUUCUUUAAGAAAAUAUUCAUUGUAAUCAGUUAAAUCAAAAUGGGGCUUUUGGUUUAUUUUGGAAUCAACAGGGAGGCGCAAAGUAUAAAGAUGCUGCUAGCACAUGCACACACACGCACACAUAUGCACAUGCACACUCACACCCUCUCUCUUUUAUAUAUAUAUAUAUGUAUUACUGUCUACCCUUUUUUGACUCUCUGUAUAGUUGCAGAGAAUACAGAUGGAUUCAGAUACAGAUUCACACACAUGCACAUCAACAUAUCAGUCCUUACGUACCUGGAUUUAUGAAAGCAUUGGGAAAGUUUUUCCACAUACUACAAUUAUAUCAGACUUCGAUUUGAUCAUCUCUGCAUUUUUAAGGUCCAUAAACUUCUGUUUCAAAGAGAAGUGAGGAAUGCACAUCAUUGAUAUUUGAAUGCCAUCUCUAUCCCAAAUAAUAUUCUAUCCACAUUUCCACUUGAACACACACACAUGCACACAUACAGAGCACACACAUGCACACACGCACACAGAGUAUGUGAUUUAGGCUUCAAGUGAAGUUCAAUAUUUGUAACACUAUAGUGCAAUAAGAAAUCAUAUUAUUAAAUGUAGGAGGUGUGCAUGUGGGAAAGGUCAGUGCAUAUCCCUUUAGGAGGGGAGAAUGUUGUAAUAUACUAGGUAUUAAGAUGUUUUAAAAUUGUAUUCAAUAGUAUACUGUCUAUAGUGUGCGCUAUAUAAUUUACAUUUAUCGUAUGUAACAGGGCAAAGCCAAACACACAUUGCUCUGUGAAAUCAAACGUUUUGUGGCAUACAGCAUUGUUUGGGGAUGCUGGGGUUUAUUUUAAUUUUACAUUUAGAGUGCCUUAUAUUUGAUGCCUAUUUUGAAUAGUAUUUCUUUAAGUUAGCCUUCAUUUGUAUUUAGUUUAGUUUGUUUAUAUCUCUGUUGUUCUUUUCAAACAUUUUAAUACAUGUACCAGACAAUUUUGAAAAAUAUGCAUUUCCAGUUUCUAAUCAAGUAUGGAUGGUAAUAAAUGAUAACCCAAAACACAUAGGUAGUCAAGGCCCUUUAUCUUUCCAUAUUUCUAAUAUCAGAAUAGCCCACAAAUUGGAAAUCUAUUUCUGGUUGGCUUUCAAAACCCACUUUGUCACUGGUUAUAGUGUUAUCUGUCAUUGCCGAGCUGUAGCAGCACAGUAGCAGUAGUUGACAUCAGCAGUGCUUAUGCAUCUUCUUUUUUCUUUUCUUUUUUCUUUUUUUUUUUUUCAAAUUUAUUUUGGGCCAAGUCCUGCUCAUUCACUUGUGUCAACAGAUUGCUAAAGUCAAACCCUUGCUCUUCAGUGGGAAGGUUCAUGUAAGGCUAGCAAGACUGAGCCCACAUAACAUAUUGGAGAUUGACAGAUUUUAUUCCAGGAAAAAGGAAAAUUCUCUAAACAGCACAAAGUACUUUUUGAGACUUUUUCUAGAAUGCCAUUUACAUUGACCUUGGUCACCAUGUGUUCUGCCAUUGUUAGUACAUCAGCAUCAAAGGAUGCUUUCUUUGGGGUUUCAAAUAGGAGCAUUGCUGUGGCUUCUUCAUGUGGCCUCAACAUUUUUAGUUCUUCUUCCAAUUGUCCCACUCCUAUAAGAAAUAAAAAUAAGAAAGACCAAACUCCAGCAAUUGUAUUUGAGCACUUUUGUAAUGAAAGAAAACCCAAACCAAAAAAAUCAAAACAGAAAUAUAAAUAUAUAUAUAUAUGGAAUAGAAGUAUUUUAGAAGGCUACCUCAGAAUGAGAUUCUAUAACUUACAUCUGAACCAGAGAAGAAUGUGCACUAUGUUUCUUUCUCUUCUUCUUUCUUGAUUUAUACGUUGAAAUAAUUAUUGAAAAGCCAGGUUAUGUAGUGUGGUCAUGUUCUUCAACUCAAAUAUAGGAAUUCCAGAAAUAUGAAACAAAGUGUCAUUUUGAAAACAUAGACUAAGGAAGGUUCCUGCACACUGGAUCUGUACAAAGAUCAGUGCAUUUUCCCUAGCAGACUGUCUUGCAAGCUCCAACAAAAAUAAGGGAGUAAAAGAAAUACAAAAAAGCAGAGUCAAUUUGUGAGAAAACCUGUUGUACAACUAAAUACUCCUUUCAGGUUUUUUGUUUCUUACGAUAGGUCUUAGCAUCAUUGAUGUGCAUUCCACUUUCUGUAUUCUAAUAUAUGCAUUCUACAGUUAAUUUAAAUUGUGAGCAUCUUUGUCUACAUACAUCAUACAUUUCCAAGCUUAAAAUUGGUUUCAUCAGCAUAACCAGUACGGUGCUAUUAUUUACGUUUGUAUGUGUAGUUAUGUCUAAUUUUGUAAUUAGUUGCAAUGGGGGAAAAAAACCACAAAAUAUAUAAAAAUGAUUUAUACAAAAGUUUAAUUUAGCUCUUUUUUAAAAAUUUAUUUGAGUGGUUAGAUAGCGGAGAAGAUGGCUCGGGGAAGGAGUGACCUUCUAAGGAGAUUUGCACUUUCUAUAUAUACCUUUGUACUAUGCACUGCCCUAUUGAUUCUACACCCAACAAUAACUUGAACCCAUCUGUAAGAAAUUGCUUACAAAAUCCACUUGUAUGUAUUUAAAAGACACAGAACAUGUUAAAAGGAAAAAAAAAAAGCAACUGCUUUUUUGUUUCCUUUUAUUCUCUCCCAUUUUACUUUAUGUUUCUUUUUCUUCUUUUUUUUUUAUUUUUUCUUUUUUUUUUUUUUUUUUCCCUUGGUGCCCUGAUACUCCACAGAUAUCAGAAGGCUGCAGGUCUCAUUAUAACCAUCCGUUAUGUGGCUUUGCCAUUCAAGCUUGGAGUGUCUUUACAAAGAUAAUAAAAACUUGUGUUCUUUGCUCUUGUUUUGGAUGCAUAGACUGAAAAACUUUAAAAAAUUACCUUGUAAAAUGGCUUGUUAAAAAAGAUACAAUUACCUCUAAUUAGUAGUACGCGUAAAUGUUUUACAGAAUGAAAGGCGUGCUUUUUAUUUUCUUACUUCGUUACAUUGGUGGCAAAAGGAAGUCUGUAUGAAAAUCAGUUCUUUGCUGACACAAGUUCCAUUUGUUACAGAUGAAUUCUAAUAAAAUGUCAGUGUUAUGCAGCCCUGGUCUUCUUUCUUAAGCAGUACUUUCGAAAUCAAAACUUGUUUGGUCCCUCUUGGUGAUAAAGGAGUUUAAUUGAAACUACAAAGCAGUCAUUAAUCUUCUUAACUAGCUGCUGGACAGUGGAAAAUGCAUUCUUAGGUUAGCAAAUAUAUAUCAUCUUCAGCAGCAAGCUUUGAGCCAGCAUAGGCAAACCCUUUGGCAUAAUUUCUCAUAGUUUCAUGAGCUUAAUUGAAAUGACCACACUUUACAUGCCUCUGGAGUUCCCCUUUGUGCUUUCGAAAUGUAUCACUACACUGAGAAACUAGAUUCUUCUCCAUUCAUAGGUGCAACUCAAAGAGGGCAAAAUAUCCACACAUUUGAGGUAAAUUUUGAAUUUUUAAUUCCUGCAGAUUUGGCGGCUUCUGAGGUAAAUCCAAAGUCACUUGUCAGAAUUCAGUCCCUGAAAUAGUGGCAGGCGCUCAUGAGUUUUGACUGAUUUCUGUUAUGCACUGCAUAUGCAGUGAGUGCAAAUGUGAGUCUGUGAGGCUACUAUCCAAAUACUGUGGUAGACUUUUUAAACACGCUGGAAAAGUUUUAGAUGAAUAAACGUACCAGGUGUAUCAAGGCAAGCUACAAGGGGCAUGGCAUGGCAAUCUGUUCAAAGAAAACAAGUCUUGCCCUGUCUGCUUGUUUUGAAAGAAGGCAGGUUCUGUCUCCAAGAUUGCUUUGUAAGGGAAUACAGUCUAUUAGCAAUUAGUAUUAAGUACAUGUUAAUAAACAAUUCUCUGUGCUGGAAGGAUGUGCAAGACAUUAACAUUAGGGUGAUUUCUAAGAACGUGUAUUGUUCUUGGCCUAAUUUCCACUUGAAGAUGGUGAUAAUAGUGUAAAUGUGAAGCCUUGGUAUUCUAACAGAGGCCUAUUAAUGUUUUUCCACUGACUUCUGUGGAUUUUACAAUUACUGCAUUGCAGGCUGCCUUUGACUUGAACCUUUUUUGCGUAGUCUGUGCAAGGUGGUUUAGAGCUGUGUUAUGUAAGGGUUUCUUUAACUAUCUGAGUGGCUUUAGAUGGUACCCUUUAAUGUCAGCAUUGACUUCUUUGGAUUUUCCUGUUCUGUGCGUCUAGCAUGGACCAUAAUAAAGUGUGAAAAUGAGUAUUGACAAAAA
Messenger RNA from Haemorhous mexicanus (house finch), 10924 nucleotides. It is a transcript of the gene PTPRD, whose product is annotated as protein tyrosine phosphatase receptor type D. The transcript has 32 exons. The coding region runs from base 165 to 5852 and encodes 1895 amino acids. Gene Ontology annotation, molecular function: protein tyrosine phosphatase activity; protein binding. Gene Ontology annotation, biological process: protein dephosphorylation. The record is from RefSeq and is a predicted model, not a curated record. NCBI's taxonomy places the organism in Eukaryota, Metazoa, Chordata, Aves, Passeriformes, Fringillidae.